Molecule: messenger RNA, 2158 nt
Organism: Sesamum indicum (sesame)
Lineage: Eukaryota; Viridiplantae; Streptophyta; Magnoliopsida; Lamiales; Pedaliaceae
Product: phosphoadenosine phosphosulfate (PAPS) reductase family protein
Biological process (GO): FAD biosynthetic process
Molecular function (GO): FMN adenylyltransferase activity
Source: RefSeq, a predicted model, not a curated record
GCUUUUCUUUUCUCUCCACCAUUUCAAUUUCUCGGAAUGUCCCGUUUCUUGGAAAAGUUGCUCUGAUACGAUAAAAGUACGACUAUUGGUUUAGGUAUUAAAGCGGAUAUAGCCACCGAAGAAUUAUCCGAAAGAAAAGCAAUAAAGGGCAGAAAAAAGAAUCACAGAUUCAUUGUAAAACGGGGUUCUUUGUACAUCUCCCAACCUUCCUACUUCUUGAGCCUUUCAAGAAAAAGAAAGGCUCAUUGAGAUAAGUCAAAGAUGGAGAUCGAUAAAGCUGUCAGAGAAAGUGAUGAUAUAAGGUUGAAGACAAAGUACAACAACGCCAUCUAUGUCAUCCAAAGGGCUCUUGCUCUUUACUCUGUUGAAGAGGUUGCCUUCAGCUUCAAUGGUGGAAAAGAUUCAACCGUUUUGCUCCACCUUCUUAGAGCAGGCUAUUAUAUGCAUAAGGCUGGAACGAAUCUGUCCACUCGGGAUCCGGUGAAUGAUGAAACAACAUUUCCAAUACGGACAAUUUAUUUUGAGAGCUCAUCUGCUUUCCCAGAAAUCAACUCAUUCACUUAUGACACAGCUUUUGUAUACAAAUUGCAGAUGGACAUCAUUCGCCUAGAUUUUAAGUCUGGCUUGGAGGCUCUUUUAAAAGAUAAGCCUAUUAGAGCUAUUUUUCUCGGUGUGCGAAUUGGCGACCCUACUGCGGUAGGGCAAGAGCAGUUCUCCCCGAGCUCACCUGGAUGGCCACCUUUCAUGAGAGUGAAUCCUAUCUUGGAUUGGUCGUACAGAGAUGUUUGGGCCUUUCUCUUGACUUGCAAGGUUCAGUACUGCAGCCUUUACGAUCAAGGUUACACUUCAAUUGGUAGCAUUCAUGAUACAGUUCCUAAUGCACUGUUGUGCCAUACCAAGACCGACAAUAGUGAAGAAAAGUACAAACCUGCAUAUCUUCUUCCAGAUGGAAGAUUGGAAAGAGCAGGGAGAGUUAAGAAGUUGACUUCUCAGCCUUUAAAUGCUGUUAGCAAUGGCGUGAACCAUGAGGAGUCACAUUGGAAAAGUAUGUCUACAGCCUCAGUCAUUGCGGUGGGAGAUGAAAUCCUGUCUGGCACUGUUGAGGAUCGGGUGGGAUCCGUAUUGUGUAGAAAGCUGCAUUCCAUAGGCUGGGUGGUUUCACACGUCUCCAUUACGCGAAAUGAUAUUGACGCUGUUGCAGAUGAAGUUGACCGACAGAAGUCUACAAAUGAUAUGGUUUUCAUAUACGGAGGGGUUGGUCCAUUGCCUUCAGAUGUCACUGUAGCUGGUAUUGCUAAAGCAUUUGGUGUCCGGAUGGCCCCUGAUGAAGAAUUUGAAGAAUAUUUGAGGCAUCUUAUCGGUGAAAGAUGCACUGGAGAUAGGAAUGAGAUGGCUCAGUUGCCCGAAGGCAUCACCGAGUUGAUGCAUCAUGAUAAACUUAGAGUGCCUUUGAUCAAGUGCCAAAAUGUGAUAAUUCUUACCGCGACAAAUGCUGCUGAGCUGGAAAAGGAGUGGGAUUGCUUGAUUGAAUUGAUGAAAUCCAAUGAGCUUUUAGUAAUGACGGAACCAUUUGUGUCAAAGAGACUGGCAACAACUCUUUCUGAUGUGGAAGCCGCUCAACCGCUUUCGGACAUUGCUAUUAAAUUUCCUGAUGUCUACACUGGGGCUUAUCGUGAAUCAAGAGGAGGUUCAAUAGUCAUUACCUUCACAGGAAAGGAUGAAGCAAGAAUACGAGCAGCUGCAGAAGCAUUAUGCAAGAAGUUUCAUCCAGGGGCAUUCUCUGAAGUUGACUGAACAUUUCUUUCAUCGCUACUCCGGUGGUACACUGUGCCAGGCGCAUAUGAUUGAUGCCUCUUAUCUGCAACUACCGUUCUGGGUUAUACCGCAUGGGCAAGAACUUUUGAUCUACCCACAGUUGUAAGCAUUGAAGAUGUAACGAGGACGGGAGGAAUGUGGGGAGAAAUGGUAUACGGAUUAUUAUCGUGUUAUGAGGAGAAAAACUCGUUAAUAUUUAAAAAAGCAGUAUCAUUAUGAAGAAGAAAUUAUUGUAUUUGGGAAAGCAAUAGUAACUUUGUUGUACUAUGGUUACUAGAACAGCAAAUUUCAAAGACCUUGACAGACAGGAUCUAUGUUUCUUGUCCCCCCGGAAACCCCAUGC